Messenger RNA from Ilex paraguariensis (yerba mate), 1467 nucleotides. The record is from the annotation of a GenBank genome assembly. NCBI's taxonomy places the organism in Eukaryota, Viridiplantae, Streptophyta, Magnoliopsida, Aquifoliales, Aquifoliaceae.
AUGGAUGAAUUGAUUGUCUCCCCAUCCUCAUUCUCUUCGAUUUCAUCGCUGUCCCAAGAAAAGCCACCAACUCUUCAGCAAAGGCUUCAAUUCAUAGUUCAAAGCCAGCAAGAGUGGUGGGCAUAUUCCAUUUUCUGGCAAAAAUCAAACGAUGACAAUGGACGUUUCAUCUUAGCUUGGGGAGAUGGCCAUUUUCAAGGAACCAAAAACUCUCUCCCCAAAGAUGGCAACAAAACCACAUCCGAGUUUCAGACAGAGAGAAGGAAGGUGAUGAGAGGACUUCAAGCUCUCAUCGGUGAGAACCCCGACAUAGAUGGUUCGUUUGAUAGCGAUGUCACCGACGCUGAAUGGUUCUACAUGAUGUCGUUAACGCGAUCAUUCUCCGCAGGCGACGGAGUUCCCAGCAGGGCUUUUAGUUCAGGUUCUUUAGUUUGGUUAGCUGGGGGCGAUCAACUUCAGUUUUACAACUGUGAAAGAGCCAAAGAAGCUCAGAUCCAUGGUUUCGAGACUUUGGUUUGUAUUCCAACUUCGUGUGGAGUGCUUGAAUUGGGCUCCAGUCAUAUGAUCAAAGAAAACUGGAGUUUGUUGCAGCAGGCUAAGUCACUGUUUGGAUCAGAUCUCACUGGUUUAAUUCCAAAACCCGGUAGUACUAAUGGGUCCAUGCAGUUUGUUGAAAGAAACAUUUCUUUCGCCGAUGACGGCAUAGUUAGCGGUUUACAAGAACAAAAUACUAACGCCAACAACAAAGAAGCAGCAGCCAAGGCCAUUGCAGGAGCAGUAGUUUCAUGUUAUCUAGACUCUGAGCUUUCGGGUUCAGAUUGUCGAUUUGCUGUAAUUGAGAGUGUGGAGAAGAGAAAACCCAAGAAGAGGGGACGAAAGCCGGAUCUUGGCCAAGACACGCCUUUGAGCCACGUGGAAGCCGAGAGGCAGCGGCGAGAGAAGCUAAACCACCGGUUCUACGCCCUCCGGUCGGUGGUUCCCAACGUGUCAAGGAUGGACAAAGCGUCGUUGCUAUCGGACGCAGUGUCGUACAUCAACGAACUAAAAGCUAAAGUGGAGGAGUUAGAGUCACAACUACCACCGGAAUCAAAGAAAGUGAAGAUGGAAUCGGCGGACACAUUGGACAACCAGAGCACCACCGCUACCACUACCACUACCUCUUCUUCUGUGGAUGAUCAAACAAAGCCACCAAUUUCAUCUGGGGUAGCCGUAGCAGUACCACUUGAACUUGAAGUUAAGGUUGUUGGUAGAGAUGCGAUGAUCAGGGUUCAGUUGGAGAAUGCUAAUUAUCCGUCGGCUAGGUUAAUGAACGCUCUUCGUGAUCUGGAAUUAAAAGUUCAUCAUGCCAGCAUGUCCAGCGUUAAUGACCUAAUGCUUCAAGAUGUUGUCAUAAAGGUUCCUGAUGGAUUACAACAUGAGGAUGAAUUAAAAGCAGCUCUUCUUACAAGAUUAGAGCACUGCACCUAG